AUGGACGUCAAACACGAUCGGUCAAGUCGAGACGUCGGCCACGAGGGAUCUGUCAUAUCGGCGACUAAGUCGACGAAGAACGGACUCGAAGAAGCCUCGAAUACCGCUGCCGACUGGGAAGCUUUGCCCUUAGACGAAUUGGCAGAAAAAGCAUUACUAAGAAAGCUUGACCGUUGGAUUGUCCCUCCGGUCAUGCUUCUAUACCUUCUCAGUUUCUUGGACCGUGUCAACAUUGGAAAUGCUCGGUUGUACGGUCUGGAGGAAGACCUGGGUCUAGAGGGAAACCAGUUUCAGAUUGCUGUUUCUGUCCUCUUUGUUACUUACAUUUUGUCCGAAACACCUUCAAACCUCGUCAUCAAAUACUUCACGCCGAGUCGGUACCUUGCCUUUUUGACGGUAAGCUGGGGCAUAGUGGCGACCUUGACCGGCAUUGUUCAAAAUUAUGUUGGCUUGCUAGCAUGCCGCGUAAUCCUGGGUGCCCUUGAGGGUGGCCUGACCAUCUACUUGACCAUGUUUUACACCAAGCGCGAGUACGCUCUCAGGAUCGGCUACCUCUUCGUCUCCGCCGCUAUCGCCGGAUCAAUGGGCGGUUUGCUUGCUUAUUGCAUCGGCCUAAUGGAUGGUGUUGCCGGUCUGCGUGCUUGGCGUUGGAUCAUCAUCAUUGAGGGCAUCCCCACUGUCAUCCUGGGCGUCACAAUUUGGUGGUGGCUUGCAGACACACCAGAUACCGCCCACUACCUGUCGAGCGCAGAAAAGGAUCUCAUUGAUGCGCGCCUGCGGCGGCAAGUCGGUCACACAAAAUCCGGGGAUGAAUUCCACAAAGAGGAUGCCAUUGCUGGCUUCAAGGACCUCAAGAUCUGGCUCUUCUGUGUCGGACAGUUUGGUGGUGACGUGAUCCUUUACGGGUAUUCAACAUUCUUGCCUACGAUCAUCAGCGGUCUUGGUGAUUGGGACAGGCAGCAAGUUCAGGCUCUUACAAUUCCUUGCUACGCCACUGGCGCCAUCACCUACCUCGUUGUGGCGUGGCUCUCAGACCGCAUGCAGAGACGAGCCAUGUUUGCUGUCGUUUCCGGGCUCGUCUGUACUGUGGGUUAUGCUAUUCUUGUCAGCAACGCAUCCGGAGGUGCAAAGUAUUUCGGCUGCUUCCUCGGCGCCAUGGGACUCUACGUUGUUGUUGGCAUCCCGCUCGCCUGGCUGCCUUCGAAUAAUCCCCGAUACGGAAAGCGCACAGUUGCCUCUGGGCUACAGCUCACGAUUGGAAAUUCAGCUGGCAUACCAGCUCCGUUUCUGUAUGCUACUUCUGAUUCACCCCGCUUCAUCAAAGGUCACGCCAUCAGCAUGGCAUUCGUCUGCAUGUCAUCGGUUAUAUACAUGUCAUUCUGGGCAUACUUCAAGUUCCUCAACAAGAAGCGUGAUGAGGGGAAGGAAGACGAGAAAGUAAGAGGCAAAACGGAAGAGGAAAUCCGGGAGAUGGGGGAAUACAAUCCCAGGUUCCGGUACACGUACUAA
Messenger RNA from Verticillium alfalfae VaMs.102, 1509 nucleotides. Its product is annotated as high-affinity nicotinic acid transporter. The transcript has 4 exons. Gene Ontology annotation, cellular component: membrane. The record is from RefSeq and is a predicted model, not a curated record. Bases 1 to 1509 code for a protein of 502 amino acids. Gene Ontology annotation, molecular function: transmembrane transporter activity. Gene Ontology annotation, biological process: transmembrane transport. NCBI's taxonomy places the organism in Eukaryota, Fungi, Ascomycota, Sordariomycetes, Glomerellales, Plectosphaerellaceae.